UGUAGAUUUUUAAGCAAAACUCCCUCUUAGUCACAAAGAACCAGGCGAACUAUCUAGACAUCCAUUUCUUUUUACCAGAAUGGCUGGAUCAUGUAACUUUAAGAACUUGUGCCUUGGAGUUUUGUUAGUAAUUCUGAUAGUAUGGGCAAUAGUGGCUACCAUUUCUGCAGUAAAGAAAAAUAAUGAGAGUGAUUUACACUUCUCUAACUCCUCUGACUGGGAGGAGGCAAAAGUGGAAUUUCAGUUGGAGAUGAGCAGAGAAAACCAGACUAGACUACAGGCAAUGCUGGCUGAGCGUGAAAAAAACCUGAAGACAGUCAACUCAUCUCUCAUCAUGUGCCAGGAACAAAGGAUCGUUUUACACGACAAUCUCACUACACUGCAGAAUGAAAUCUUGACCUUUGCCAAAAUCACAGCAAAAGAAACUCAUAUGCAAGGUGAAAUUGAUUCACUGCAACAGACCUUGACACAAACAUCCCAGGAGUUGCAGAGUUCCAAAGACAAGUAUGCUGAGGCUGUGGCGAGCAAGGAAGCAGCUGGCAGAGAGAAACAACAACAAUGUGAGAAAAGCAAGGAUGAGCUGCAGCAGAACAUUCAGGAGCACCUCUCUAAGAUCAAGGCCCUCGAGGAGGAGCUGUCGGCACUCAGUGGGGUGAACAGACCUGUGCCCGUUCACACCAUCACUGCUCUCUACAUAGCAGCACUACUAUUGGCUCUGCCUGUGAAUAUGUAGUUGAAAGGAGUUUUGAAUCGGGAAUAUGAAGCACAGCAGAGCUGCAAGAGUCUUUGGGAAUCCUACAGUACUUGGAGAGGCAAUGAUUGUGAACACCUUGAACAAUUCAUUUCUGAAUCUGUCCAAACUAUGUACACAUACACUUAAAAGACCAAGGGGUCUAUGUUAAUAAACAGUGAUGGAAGUAAAUACCGCCAGCCUUGUAGUUAACAAAAUGAUUCUGUAAGUCUUUCUGUUUUUCACUAACAUUAGUUAUGUAGGUCAGUGCAGUUUUAAAAGAAGCAAAAGAAUUAUUAAGCAAACAUGUAUUUUUUUUGUUUAAAAUAUGAUUUCUGGUAAUUAGGUUCUCAGUUUUUGUGGCUUCUGAGGAUGAGCUGAGUGGCUCUUUUGCAUAAUGGUUGAGAUGCUCAUCUGCUUUGUCAGGGGUCACAGGUUUGCGCCCAUCCUCCUCCCUCUUGCUUGAGCAGUGUGUUUUGUGUCCACCUCCUUUGUCACUUGGGGCGCUAGUCACAUCUCCAUGUCUCUAGUGUACGUAUCCCUGUGCUCUAUUCAGCUCUGUGUCUCUAGUGUACGUAUCCCUGUGCUCUAUUCAGCUGUGUCUCUAGUGUACGUAUCCCUGUGCUCUAUUCAGCUCUGUGUCUCUAGUGUACGUAUCCCUGUGCUCUAUUCAGCUCUGUGUCUCUACUGUAUGUAUCCCUGUGCUCUAUUCAGCUCUGUGUCUCUAGUGUACGUAUCCCUGUGCUUUAUUCAGCUCUGUGUCUCUGGUGUACGUAUCCCUGUGCUCUAUUCAGCUGUGUCUCUAGUGUACAUAUCCCUGUGCUCUAUUCAGCUCUGUGUCUCUAGUGUACGUAUCCCUGUGCUCUAUUCAGCUCUGUGUCACUUAUGCAGUCUUUUUCCGAUGCAAUGAAAGUAGUCCAUGCCUUUAUUUCUUCGAGAUCUGACUACUGUAAUGCUCUGUUUGCUGGACUUAGAUGCCAAGCCAUAUCACGACUACAGCUUGUGCAAAAUGCAGCUGCAAGGGUCCUCACCAAUACAAAAAAGAGAGCUCAUAUAACUCUGGCUUCUUUGCACUGGCUCCCAGUAAUAUAUAGAAUUGAUUUUGAAGUCCUUUUGCUCACCGUUAAAGCACUGAAUAGUUUGGCACCUGAUUACUUGCCUGAGUUGUUGUCACCCUAUCAGCCUCAGCAUGUGCUGAGGUCAACGGAUAGUGGUCUUCUCUCUGUUUCAAGGGCUAGGAUCACAAGGAAAGGAGAGGCUGCUUUCUGUAUUCGGGCUCCGCAACUGUGGAAUUCUCUGCCUAAUCAUGUUAGAAGUUCAUCCGCAGUGGCUAUUUUUAAAUCAAGGCUUAAGACCUAUUUUUAUAAUUUGGCCUACAUAUAUAUUAUUUUACCUAUCUUUUUAUAUUACAUUGUCUUUUAUUUUGUUAUUCUUUUUACAAUAUUAUUUGUAAUUACUACCUUUUUUGUAGGUCUGUGUGAAGCACCUUGAACCUCUUGGUAUGAAAGGCGCUCAACAAAUAAAGUUUAUUAUUAUUAUUAUUAUUAUUAUUAUUAUUAUUAUUAUUAUUAUUAUUAAGUGUAAACUGUAAGCUGCUGUUUAGUCAGUUCAAUCUGCAUCACACUUUUUUUCAUCAUUCUUAAAGUAGUAAUUCUCAUUGCAUCUGUACAUCACAGAAAAAAUACAGAAUUGUGAUAAUAAAAGUAGCAUUGUUUUAUUUUUCAUUAGAACAAUCCUAGUUAAACUAUAUUGGAAUACUAUAAAAGUGUCUGAUGAGGAUGUUGCUUUUCCCUGGAACAGAAGCUAGAUAUCAUCAGUAAUAAAUUUGUGUGCUCUGAAGAGCAUGAAA
Acipenser ruthenus (sterlet) is the source of this 2579-nucleotide messenger RNA. RefSeq lists its product as uncharacterized. The record is from RefSeq and is a predicted model, not a curated record. NCBI's taxonomy places the organism in Eukaryota, Metazoa, Chordata, Actinopteri, Acipenseriformes, Acipenseridae. The transcript has 5 exons. Bases 80 to 733 code for a protein of 217 amino acids.